Molecule: messenger RNA, 1117 nt
Organism: Spodoptera exigua (beet armyworm)
Lineage: Eukaryota; Metazoa; Arthropoda; Insecta; Lepidoptera; Noctuidae
Source: the annotation of a GenBank genome assembly
UAAAUAGGAAGGUACCUACCUAAUUUGAUUGGUGUUGUGUUUAUCAACUUUCAAUGUUUUUGUGUUUUUUAAUGCGCUGUUGUUUGAUUAUGCACUAAAUUGUAAUGUAGAGUCUAUAUCAAGUAUUAGAGUUGAUUUCAACAUAGUAAAUAGAUAAAAAAUGGAGCCGGCACUAUCAUCCGACGACAGUUGCGAUUCCGAAAUGAAGCAUAUGAAGAGUGAAUUGAUCGAGUAUGGCUUGGAGGAAGAGAACCUGAGUAAAGAAGAAAUGAGUGAUCUUUUAAAAGCUUUGAAAAAUUCCAAAUCCUCAGUAAGAGAAGAUAGAGCAGCUCGUGAUAACGAAAAUACUGAGACAGUUGAGUUAAUUUCCACCCCAAACAAGCCUAUGAAAAGAAGGUACCUAAAUGUAAGGGACAGACGCUUGCCUUGGAGUUUGUUGCCCUCUACUAUAUCACCUGCUGAGAAAGCCCGCAGUCUGGCUGUUUACAUAAAACUAAUGUCUUUGAACAGCUAUCACCAAGCCAGGCAAUCAGCCAUCUUUGCUGCCUGGCCACCACCACUGCAGAUUGUAGAGGAAACCACCAGGGUGCAGCCUGUAAGGUCUACUAGAAGUGGCCGCACUGUACCAGUGUAUGCUGACUUUGAUGAUGACUCCUCAGACUUAGACUUUGUUGUCACUAAAACUAAGAAAAGGAAAGUGUCUUCUAGUGAGCAGAAUGGGAAUGAUGGUAUCUACACUAAUAAAGUAUUCAGCUUAAAAAGAAAGCCAUCAAAGGAUGAAAAUAACAGGCCUAUAAAGGAGGCUAAAAUGUCUCCAGAAAAUAAAGAAGAAGCUAAUUCUUCAGUUGUUCCUGUAAAGCCUAAGAAAGAUCUUUUUACUUUAAUUGAAGACUGAAGUACUUCCUACUCUGCAUUUCUGGUAAUUUAGACCUUUUUAUACUUCAAAAUUAAAAUAUGAAUAUUAUGUUUCUUAAAACCUCAAUAUUUUUAUAAAAGAAACAUUAAUAUUGUAUUGUUUUGAAUUAUUUAUUAGAUGACUGAUGAAUAUUGUGCUCUCCAAAUAUUCAGAAUCAAUCAUUGAUGAUUCUGUUUCACAAAUGAAAAUAUGCAUAAUAAU